Messenger RNA from Pteronotus mesoamericanus, 831 nucleotides. RefSeq names its product kallikrein related peptidase 15 (gene KLK15). The record is from RefSeq and is a predicted model, not a curated record. Gene Ontology annotation, molecular function: serine-type endopeptidase activity. Gene Ontology annotation, cellular component: secretory granule. Bases 25 to 795 code for a protein of 256 amino acids. Gene Ontology annotation, biological process: proteolysis. The transcript has 5 exons. NCBI's taxonomy places the organism in Eukaryota, Metazoa, Chordata, Mammalia, Chiroptera, Mormoopidae.
CAGAGCCCUGGCCCCUCCUCCACAAUGUGGCUUCUCAUCUUCACUUUCCUGCUGACGUCGGCAGCAGCCCAGGAAGGCAGCAGCAAGUUCCUGGGAGACGAGGAGUGCAGGCCCCACUCCCAGCCCUGGCAAGUGGCCCUCUUCGAGCGCGGCCGUUUUAACUGCGGCGCGUCCCUCAUCUCCCCGUAUUGGGUCCUGUCUGCGGCCCACUGCCACACGAGCAACAUGAUGGCGCGCCUGGGCGAGCACAACCUGCGCAAGCGCGACGGGCCGGAGCAGCUGCGGGCUGUGUCUCGCCUCAUCCCACACCCGCGCUACGAAGCGCGCUCCCAUCUCCACGACCUGAUGCUGGUGCGUCUAAGGCGGCCCGCGCGCCUCUCCCCGCAAGUGCGCCCCGUGCCGCUGCCCUCGCGUUGCCCCCAGCCUGGCGAGUCCUGCGUGGUGUCGGGCUGGGGCCUGGUGUCUGACACGGAGCCUGAGACCACAGGAAGCCGGGAGUCACAAGUCAAUCUCCCGGACACGUUGCACUGCGCCAACAUCAGCGUCAUCCCGGCCGAGUCCUGUAGCAAGGACUACGCGAGCCACCUGAUGAGCACCAUGGUGUGUGCAGGUGUGGAAGGCGGAGGCACCAACUCCUGUGAGGGCGACUCUGGGGGACCCCUGGUCUGCGGAGGCGUCCUACAGGGCAUUGUGUCCUGGGGUGAUGUCCCUUGUGACAGUACUACCAAGCCUGGUGUCUACACCAAAGUGUGCAGCUACUUGGAGUGGAUCAGGGACACCAUGAAGAGGAACUGAUGGCUUUGGCCCACCCCCACCCACCACCCUCCCUAC